Drosophila grimshawi is the source of this 1228-nucleotide messenger RNA. Its product is annotated as putative glutathione-specific gamma-glutamylcyclotransferase 2. The record is from RefSeq and is a predicted model, not a curated record. The coding region runs from base 113 to 1087 and encodes 324 amino acids. Gene Ontology annotation, molecular function: gamma-glutamylcyclotransferase activity; glutathione specific gamma-glutamylcyclotransferase activity. Lineage: Eukaryota; Metazoa; Arthropoda; Insecta; Diptera; Drosophilidae. Gene Ontology annotation, biological process: glutathione catabolic process. The transcript is spliced from 2 exons. Gene Ontology annotation, cellular component: cytoplasm.
GCCGCGGCAAAUGACAAGCUGAUGGCUUAAACGAAAUUUUGUGUAGUCAUUUUUGCUUCGCUGCCUCGACAACACAUUAUCGGUGCCUGGAAACAAUAUUCAAUAGUCCACAAUGCAGAUGUUGCGUUUGCUGCAAAACUUACGAUUUGGCAGCCAUCUGAAGUCGCCGGAAGUUGCUGCGAUAGCCACUGAAAUUUAUGGGCAUUGUUUCGCUGAGCUAGCCAAAGAAACGCCCCAGCAGUCGGAUGCCAAAUUGCUGCAGUGCUUCGAUGCGCAGCCGAGCAAUCAAAUGGAGGCGAGCAUCGCACCCACUGCGGACGAUGUGUGGAUCUUUGGCUACGGUUCGCUGGUGUGGAAGGCCGACUUUCCAUAUAUUGAUCGACGUCGUGGUUUCGUCUGCGGCUACAAACGAAGAUUCUAUCAGCACAGUAUCGAUCAUCGCGGCAUACCAGAGAAACCGGGUCGAGUCGUCACCCUGCUGCCCGGCGAUGCAUCCAGGGAUCGUGUGUAUGGCGUCGCCUAUCGCAUUGCGUCCGCCCAAAAAUCCCAGGUGCUCGGUCAUCUCGACUAUCGCGAAAAGAACGGCUACGAGCGUUGCAUCCUGGAAUUUCACGAGUAUCCGCACACCGCCGCACCGAGGACACCCAUCGAGGUGAUUAUGUAUGUGGCGACGCAGGCGAACGACUCCUAUGCGGGCAACGUGUGGCAAGUGCCGUGCAUUGCCCGCCAGAUCUUCACCUCGGCCGGGCCCAGUGGACCCAAUCGGGAGUAUCUCUUUAAUUUAUCGAUUGCGAUGCAUCAACUCUUCCCCGAUGCCAUCGACGAGCAUCUCGAGGAACUGGUCGACUGUGUGCAACGACACAUUCAAAGCGAUGAGCCCACACUCCUCGAGCGCGCCCUGACCAGAGAGAUAACGAGUAUUCUAACGCAAGCCUUGACGGAUGCGGAUGUGGAUGCGGUUGCGGAUGCACCGUUGCAAUUGGAGCAGAUAGCGGAGCGAUUGGAGGCGUUGCAUGUGGCCUGCCAACGUUCUGGUUGGCGGGAAAGAUUCCUUAAUCGGGAGAUGCAGCAGAUGCAAAGCUCCUGACCGUUUAGGAUUUGCAUAAAUCUGUAAGAUAUAUAAAUAUAAAUAUGUGUGCAGCCUAUUAAGUAAAUACGUCACUGUAAAUAUCAAAAACGAGCAGAAUUGGUUAACAAACAAUUAAAAAUUGCGAUUUUUUGACAUCGA